AUGGGGCGCUGGACAUUGAAGGAGCCCAAGGAAGAGCCGCGCUGGACGGUCAAAGCCAAGGAGGAGCCGCAGCCGGCGCCGAAGACGCCUGCGCCGAAGGCCGCAAAAGCCAAAGCGGCGCCCGCGCCCACCACCAUCCUGCCGCAGGUCACACGGGAGUGCUUGCUGCAGGAAUGCCGCCCCUUGCUGCAGUUCCUGUGGGCAACCAGCACUGCCUUCGACCGCGCCCCUGCGCAGUCCGAGCACUUCGAUGACUUGUUCAACUGGCCUGGCGCCAGGGAGGUGCGGCACGUGGUGAACGGCACGCCCGGCGGCCGCUGGGGAGAGGUGCAGGCCUCCUGGCUGCGGGUGGAGCUGCGAAGCAUGUUGGAGCCGGAGCUGCCGGAAAACCUGGCGACGCAAGGUGAGCCCUCCGUUGGUUACCACGGGACCAGGUGGCCCAAGCUGCCGUGGAUCCUCCAGCAGCGCCGCUUGUGCGGCGGCCCCCGGGAGGCUGGGGGCUGCCGCGGAGUGUGGAGCUCCCCCGUCUUCAAGACGGCCGAAAUGUAUGCCUGGCCGGAGCCCCUUGGCACUGCAGCGGCGCCGCUUUGCGACCCCUGGCUCGACCACGCGCCCGCGGAAAACGCGGAGCGGUUCCAGGCGGUGCUGGAGCUCGAGGUGUGGCAGCAGAAGCGCCAUGCCAAGAAUGUGUACGUCACGCUGGAUGACAAGAAGACAGCGUUGAGGGCCGUACACCUCCGAUGCUGGAGAGAAGGUCAGGCGAGCAAUUCGACUCUGACGGCCGGGUACUUUCCAUCUUCCUUCAUGCCCGACGGCUCGAAGUUGUGGUACGUUGCAGGCACAGAGCCGCUUUGGCUGGACAAAGGUGAGGAGACAAGCGAGGAGGCGGACGCGCAAGCAAGGAAGAACAAGAAGAGGAAGAAGAAGCGCGAGGCGACGGAGGCGACCGCGGGCACGGAAGUUGCAGCGCCCAGCUCCCACGUGGAUGACGCCAUGUGGGGCAAGGUCACGGAGGCGGUGUCGAAUGCGGAGAUGCAGAAGAAGCUGUACCGGUUCUUCAAGAAGUCCUACCACGGCGCGAAAGCGAAGGCGGAGGCGGCAGAUUCACCCGAACCCUGUGCCGCCUUCCUGGUGCUUUGGGCGGAGGACGUGACAGCGCGCUUGGCACAGGCUGCCUGGGGGCCUUCUGCCACGUUGCAGCCCUCUGCAGAUGAGAUCAUCAGCGUCACAAAGUUGAUGCUCGAGGGCGGGUUGGUGCCGGAGGGUUUCGCUGCGCGCUGGGGCGAGGAGCUGGAGCUGCGAAUCGCGGGGGCGGUGAAGGCACAGCUGGCGGGCGUGGCCGCGAGCCAAGUCGGAGGCGAAGAAGUGAAGGAAUUGCUGAAGGCCGAGGAACGGCCCAAGGCCGAGGAAAGGCCCAACGCCGAGGAAUGGCUCACGGCCGGGGAACGGCCCAAGGCCGAGGAAGGGCCCAAGGCCGAGGAAGGGCCCAAGGCCGAGGAAUGGCUCAUGGCCGAGGAACAGCCCAAGGCCGAGGAAUGGCUCAUGGCCGAGGAACGGCCCAAGGCCGAGGAACGGCCCAAGGCCGAGGAAGGGCCCAAGGCCGAGGAAUGGCUCAUGGCCGAGGAACGGCCCAAGGCCGAGGAAUGGCUCAAGGCCGAGGAAUGGCCCAAGAAGCAGUUUGCGGGCCCAAAGAUCGUCACGGAGGAGCCGCCGGCGAAGGCUCGACGGCUCGGCUCGCGCAGCAGCUCGGGUGGCGCCGUCGCCAAGACUGGCUUUGAGGAGGCGGAAAUCGAUGCCGCCGAGGAUAAGAGGCCAGUCCUGGGGGAGUCCGUAGACAUGGUGCCAGAGGACAGUACGCUCAAUGUGGUGCCCACAAGUGCGGGCAAGGUGCUGAUGGCGAUUUCGGACGGGGGUCUGCAGUUCCUGGUGGCGGCUUCUCGGGCCAACGUGGGCGUGAAGAGCGGCAGGUACAUGUUCGAGGUCCGGGUGCUAGAGGUGCUCCUGCCGGCCGUGCCAGGUGGCCGCACCAGCCCGCUGCCCACCCGGCAGAUGUGCCGGAUUGGCUUCUCCAAGCAGCACUCGUCCCUGUUCCUCGGGGAAACCGAGGACUCUGUGUGCUUUGAUUCGGACGGAUGCUUUAUCUCGAACAAGCAGAAGGGCCAAGUUGCCGAACGCUUCGUUCGCGACAACGUGCUGGGAGUUCUGCUGAACCUGGACCCGGCCAGUCCCAACGCCAACACCGUCAGCCUCUUCAAGGACGGCCGCAGAGUAUGCAAGCCUCAGCCCCUUCCGGAGCCUUUGCUGGGACACGCGCUCUUCCCGCACGUGUCCUUCCGGAACGCCUCGCUCCAGGUGCAUUUUGGGCCUGGGCUGCUGGCGCCAGUGCCCUUCAGAUGUCGGACCAUUCAGGAAGCAGCGGCGGAUGACGUGGUGGUGGGCCCGUCCACCUUCUCCCAGGAAGGCAGCUUUGAGAUCCUUUUCCCCGUGGCGCUGCCCGAUGAAGGCACCUUCGACUGGCUGGACGACUUCCUGCAGAACCAUCCAGGCUACACAGAGCUCAGCGACCGGAAGAUUGUGGAGUGGGCGGUGGGCAGUGGCCUCGGGAAGCCCAGGACGACUUCCCUCAAGAACUGCAACGACAAGCCGGAUGUCACCUUCGGUAUCCAGGUCAUUGAUGAGCUGACUCCCAGGAAGGUGCUGUACUCGAUCGCCCCCCUGGUCCCUCGGAACUAUGUGAUCAUGGAGGUGAAGGCCAACCUCCUCAAACCAGAGCGCCAGGCUCCGGGGAUGCCACUGAGCCAGCCUCCCGGGUCUUCGGCGCGGCUGGAGGUUCGAGGCGGUGACGUCAGGCGGCUGCGACGCCUGGAGCUGGAUGCGGAUCUGCUGCACAAUUGGGCCUGGUGCCUUGCUUUGCUACAGAGACACGUGCCUUACAAAGAUGAUGGGCCGACGCGACUUGCGGACAACUUCAUAGGCAGCACAUGCGCAAAGACUCGGCGCUGGACGCUGGCAGUGCACAUGCUCUACCUGAUGCCGGCCAUCCGCAUCCCGCGAGGAGUCGUCAGCUGCAGCAGCGGGAUCAACGCCUGUGACAGGGCGGGGCGGUGGAUGGCCGGCUUGGAGCUCUUGGUUUUCAUGGCUUCUGCGCAGAUUCUUCCGAACACCGUGUCCUUCAAUAGUGCCAUCAGCGCUUGUGAGAAGAAGCGCCGCUGGCAACAUGCUUUGGCCAUCAUAGCUGACAUGCGAAAUCCAGCAGCGGACGUCAUCAGCUACAACAGCGCCAUCAGCGCCUGCGCCCGUGCCAGCCGCCCCUCGCUGGCGCUGGCGCUCCUCAGCGCAUUGGCGGCGGCCCGGCUGUGGGCGACGGUGGUGUCUUACAGCAGCGCCAUCAGCUCCUGCGAGGGCCGCUGGGCGCAGGCCCUGGACCUUCUCUUCGCCAUGGCGGAAAGUGAGGUGGCCCCGAACGUGGUGAGCUUCAGCAGCUGCAUCAGCGCUUGUGAGAAGGCCGGGGAGUGGCAGAGGGCAUUGGACCUCCUGUGCCUCAUGCCCACCCAGGAGGUGAGCCCCAACGCCUACAGCUUCAGCAGCGCCAUCUCCGCGUGCCAAAAGUCUAGCGAGUGGCAACAGGCGCUCGCCGUUUUCAGCGCCAUGACCUCCUCACUGGCGCCAGAUGUCUUCGCCUGCAGCGGGGCGAUCAGCGCGUGCGAGCCGGAUGGGCAAUGGAAACAGGGUUUGGCUUUGCUGAGCUCUAUGGGCCACUGGCACAUCAUUCCCAACAUCGUUUGCCUCAGCGCGGCCAUUAGUGCAUGUGGCAGAGGGGAGGCGUGGCAGGCGGCGAUGGCUUUGUGGCGCGACCUGCCGCGGCGCUUUUUGCGGCCGGACGCGGUGUGCUUCAACAGCGCCAUUUCCGCCUGCGAGAAGAGCGGGCGCUGGAGGGAGGCGCUGGAUUUGCUGAGCCGCCACCCCAGGCCCAGCAGCGUCAGCUUCAAUGCGGCGGUCAGCGCCUGUGAGAAGGAGGGCCUGUGGCAGCUGGGCUUCGCCUUGCUUGCGGCCAUGGAGAAGUGCGAGCUGCAAGGGGACGCCAUCACCUGGAACAGCGUGAUCAGUUGCUGCGAGAAGGGCAGUCGUUGGUCAGCAGCUUGGGCCCUGAUCAACGAGAUGCCGACGCGCCAGGUGCUUCCGGACGUGAUCAGUCUCAACAGCGCCUUUUUGGCCUGCGCUCAGUGCGGCCAGUGGCUCCUGACGCUCCACAUCCUGCAGCUCAUGGCCUGGCAAGGCUGCGUAGACGGCCGUCUCGUCCGGCGCUUCGACUUCCGGCACUUCCGGCGGGUAGCGGCGGUGGUAGUGGGGGAGCCACCAGAGAGCUUCAAGGCCAAGGUGAGGAGCGCGGUGCUGGCGGAGAAGCAGGAGAAGUUGGAUGCAGAGUGGAACGCGCAAGAGGUGCUGAGGCAGCAGCAGAAGGCGCUGAGGGAAAAGCAGAAGGCCAUGGAGGAAGCCCAGAAGCGGAUGGCGGAGGCCGCGGCGUCGGCCGCGGCUUCAGCCACGGCUGCUGCGCAGGCGGCAGAAGCACCUACUGAAGCAAAAGAGGAGGGAAAAGACGAGGAGAUGAAAGAAGUUAAGGAGGAAGGUGCUAAAGAGGAGGGCGUCCAGGAGGAGAUCAAGGAGGAGCCGGAGCCGGAGCAGCAACUGCCUGUGGCAGAGCUGGAUGAGGAGGAGCAGAAGCUUUGGUUCCUGCCGCGGCCGGUGACCGACAUGGUGCCCACGGUCUUCAACAGCACCUUCAUGGACUUCUCGCUGCCCACGGACGAGGAGGACUUUGCGGAGAUCCGCUACGAGUGGGCCACGGAGUUGGUCAGCAAGGAGUACAUGAGGUCCUGGAUGCAGGCCAAGAAGAUCACCACGCGCGUGGAGGACAUCAAUUGCUCGGAGACCUUCACAAACCGCGUCUUCGAGUGGCAGCGCCUUCAAAACGAGUGGCAGGUGAAGCAAAAGGACUUCAAGUCGGACCCCGUGAAGCAGCAGGCUGCGGAGGUUCGGGCAGACAAGGAGAAGAGAUACGAAGAGAAGCAGGAGAAGCAGCAACCUGAAGCAGAGGCGGCGGAGGACGAGCUUGAUGGCUUUGUGCCGCUGGACAUCUACAGCGUGAAGGAUGUGGCGGACAUCGGUGAAGGAGAGCCUCUUUUCGCGAACUUCUCGUUAGAGGACUGGGCUCUGCUGAACCUCCGCUUCGAGCUGACCAUCCUGAUGCAGGGCUUCCGACAGGAUGUUGCUGACCCUGAGAGGCCCGGCAUCCACGAGUCGCACCUGGGCUUCUACUACAACAAGUACUUCAGAAAGCCUUUGAACAUCAAGUUCUUCGGUGUGAGCACCGCCGUGGAGCUUUGCGCGCUGGCCAAAGACGUCGUCACCAUCCAGGAGAACGGCGUGCUGGCACCGAGUCUGUCCGAAGAGCAGCUCGCAAACCUGGACAUGUUGGUCCGCUUGACGGAGGCAGCCCGUCGGGAGCGGCACCGGCGCAUCGAGGCGGGAGACGAAAGCUCCAGACUGAAGUUCACUGUGCAGCAGGGCCAGUCGCUGCUCGGACGCAGACACCCUGCCUGCCAUAUUUGGUCAGCAGAUAUUAUGGCCGUGGCCGAAAGCCACGCCCAAGCCAUGGUCGUCUUGGUCGCCCGCGCAGCCUGUGGCGCCCCGGCCAAUGAGAUCAAGUGA
Messenger RNA from Effrenium voratum, 5709 nucleotides. The record is from the annotation of a GenBank genome assembly. Lineage: Eukaryota; Dinophyceae; Suessiales; Symbiodiniaceae.